AAGCUGAAGUGUUUGGGAGGAAAUUUUCAUAGUCAUUCGUCUUUGCAAUGGGUGUGCUCAGGUUCCAGCGUAUCUUCUUUAGGAGUUCUGUGGGAUCCAGUGGACUCACGCAAGCCGCGCUCACCCUCCUUCUGAUUAUAUGUUGCUCGACUCAGGAGUACAGAGCACCUCCUUUUAUUCCAAAUGUAUCUUUCCUCUGGGCCUGGAAUGUCCCAAGUGAAGAGUGUGAUACAAAUUUUAACGUGCAUCUAGAUCUGAACCUUUUCUCUCUAGUAGGAAGCCCUCGAAAAACUGCCAGGGGACAAAAUAUUACAAUAUUUUAUAAUAACAGACUUGGCUACUAUCCUUACAUAGAUGACAAGACUGGCAAAGGUAUGAAUGGAGAAAUCCCCCAGACUGGAAACAUGAUAAAGCACUUGGCGAAAGUCAGGGAAGAUAUUGACCAUUACAUAGAAGUAGACACGACGGGCCUGGGUGUCAUUGACUGGGAAAACUGGAGGCCUAUCUGGAUGAGAAACUGGAAACCUAAAGAUAUUUACAAGAACCUUUCUAUUGAGUUGGUUCACCAACAACAUGCAGAACUUAAUGACACAGAGGCCAACAAGAGAGCCAAAGCAGAUUUUGAAAGCGCAGGAAGGUGUUUCAUGGAAACGACCUUAAAACUGGUAAAAGAACUUCGGCCAAAUUAUUUAUGGGGUUAUUAUCUUUUUCCUGAUUGUUACAAUGGUUUUAAAGAAACCAAUUACAAUGGAAGUUGCCCUGAUAUAGAAAAGAAGAGAAACGAUAGACUCGACUGGUUAUGGAAGGAAAGCACGGCCCUUUUCCCAUCCAUUUAUUUGAUUGGCAAAUUCCAAUCUUCUCCAAAAGCAGCUCUCUAUGUCCGCAAUCGUGUUUUGGAAGCCAUUCGGAUUUCUGCAGUACACAGUGUUAAACAUCCACUUCCAGUUUUUGUAUAUACCCGUCCAGUUUUUGCUGACAUAGCUUUGAAAUAUUUUUCUGAGGAGGACCUUGUGAGCACAAUUGGUGAAACAGUUUCUCUAGGUGUUUCUGGAAUGGUAAUAUGGGGAAGCCUCAAUAUAAGCCAAAAUGUGCAAUCUUGCACAGAGCUAGACAAUUACAUGAAGAAUAAACUGAAUCCUUACAUAAUCAAUGUCACCCUAGCAGCCAAAAUGUGUAAUCAAGCGCUCUGCCAGGACCAAGGAGUGUGUAUAAGGAAACACUGGAAUUCAAGUGACUAUCUUCACCUGAACCCAGAGAAUUUUGUUAUUCAACUUGAGAGAAAUGGAAAAUACACAGUACAAGGGGAACCCACACUUGAAGACCUACAACAAUUUUCCCAAAAGUUUCAUUGCGCUUGUUAUGCCAAUGUCCAUUGUAUGGAGAGAGUUGAUAUGUCUGAAGUCCAUACUAUUAAAGUAUGUGUGCCUGGAGAUGUUUGUAUAGACACCUUUCUAAACUCAGGACCCGGUGGUCAUCCUUCUAGCCGGAAGGAGAAAUCUGCCACUUCCAGCAAUAUCUUAUCUGCCAUGCCACCUGCCACAGGGUCUCCAUGA
Messenger RNA from Enhydra lutris kenyoni (northern sea otter), 1553 nucleotides. RefSeq names its product sperm adhesion molecule 1. Gene Ontology annotation, cellular component: acrosomal vesicle. Lineage: Eukaryota; Metazoa; Chordata; Mammalia; Carnivora; Mustelidae. Gene Ontology annotation, molecular function: hyalurononglucosaminidase activity. Bases 48 to 1553 code for a protein of 501 amino acids. The record is from RefSeq and is a predicted model, not a curated record. Gene Ontology annotation, biological process: fusion of sperm to egg plasma membrane involved in single fertilization; carbohydrate metabolic process; hyaluronan catabolic process. The transcript has 3 exons.